GAUCGUGGAAUAUUCUGCUUGCCUCAGAAAUACGCAAAAACUACUAGUGUUCUUUUCACUUAUUUUUUUCGUGAUGUCGUGAUGGCGUUCAUUGUUAGAUGGCGGUAGCAGUACGAUUUUGUUUCGCUGCGCGCUAAAUACGACAUUUGCAUAUACGAAUAUUUAAAUUGCACGGCAUUUACAGACUCCUAAAACACUUAGAAAAUAGAAAUCCACGUGAUUGGAUAAUAGGAUGAAAUAAUAACUCUUAUAAUCGUUCGUUGUUUAUUCUUCCAUCGACAUUCGCUUAUUACUUGGUCAGUUUGGAACUUUCAAUUCUUUCUAACGAUAUCGAAUGUUCAUCGUUGAUCCGAAUUCGUUAUAAACUGUUGGGACAUUAUGCGAUGGCGACAAUAGUCGAUUAAGAUCUACGCGAUUACCGGUAAUUGUAGUAAUAAAGUUAAAAAUUGGAAUGUCCAAUAAGAAUAACGAUUGGAACGGUUCGCGCGGCAAUAUUAGCGUACUCCGGAGAUUCUUUCGUAAUUGGUGAUAUAAGAAUUUAAUCGGAUCCGUGGUUAAAACGGCCGAAAUAAUGAUCGAUUUCUCGUCGCGUUCUAAGAAAGGAUCGAUCGGAUCGACGCGUCGCGGUGGUCGCGAAAGGUUUAUCCGUCGAAGAAGGGUAGUACUGUUCGAAAGAAGGGGUCAGGAGGUUGGUUGGGGCGUCGGUGGCGUCGGUGGGCGUCGUGGUACGCGCAUGUUUCUCUCGCGAAACGGAUCGAUGCUGGAAAUAGCUCGACCCGCAGGAGAGAGAGCGAGUACGAGGUGAGUCGGCUUCGCUUUCGGCCAGGGCCUUCGUGGCUCUCCACGCCCGCUGUCGCUGCCUCUUUCCUCUUCUUCUUUAUUCGAGACGAAGGGAAAAAGCACCCCCCGGUAACCAACUUCGACUCCACUCGUUAAUUCGUCGGUCGACUCGUUCUCUGUUUCGCGUUCCGCGAGCUUCCUCCAUCGACCUUGUUCUUCCUAUCCGCGCGAUACCAAUCUCUUCUACUUCGCGACUCGUUACUCGUCCGGUGGUGGUUCCAUUCUCUGAAAAAUAAGUGCGUGUACGUUAACUCUGGACAAUCGAAGGACCAACAGGCGGGCAAAUAGAACAGAGAGACGGGGUCUGUCGUUCGCGGGAUGAAUCGAGAAAAAUGUGCGUCGUACCGAUGUGGCUGACUAAGCUGGGAUCGGGCCUCGCGCGUACCACGUUAGCUCUUAGAGGAUGCACAAGCUAGCCAAGGGCCUGAAGAAGAAGAAAAAGCAGAAGAAGGGUAAGAAGGGGGCAGAGGAAGAAGAGUUUGAUCCGGAGGAGCUCGAGCGUUACAGACGCGAGCGGGCGGAGGCCCAGCAGAAAGCCGAGCAGUCUGGCGAGCAGUCCAACAGCGCCACCUCCGACGAGUGGAAGAAAUUCGAAGCGUUAACGGCCGGUGUCGAUUCGAUUCUGAAAAAGACCCAAGGUGAUCUAGAUCGUAUAAAAUCGACCUCUUUCUUCCAACGGAAACCACCGUUAGAGGAGGAGAAGAAGGAGGAGCAGGAUCAAGAGGAGACCGGCAAGUCAUCCUCGAAGAAGUGGGUCGGUUUUGACGAGGAGGGGAAUCCCAUCGAGGAAGAGCCACCAGAUUUCGAGGGUAAAGGAAAGAAGAAGGACGAGAAACCGUUGGUGAACGAGGACGGUUUCGUUGAUAUUUCCGAAGACGAAGAUGAACAAGAGAACUCUGGAGAAGAGGACAUCUUCGACACCACUUACGUGGAUGUUCUCCAGAACAUCGACGUUCAAUUAGCUUACAUCCCGGACAGUCCAACCGAACAAGAGGCUGGAGACGACCCUUUCGAUACCACCAACGCGGACAAGGUACUGAAGACCGUCGACAAGAAGGGGAACAGAUUAGUUAGUCUAGGCAACGCGGUCGAGGUACUCUCCGGAAGGGUGGACUACGUGAGUUCCUGCAAAAUCUCGAAAGGCAGAAGGCCCAGAAUUCAGCAGGAUCUGUUGUUAGACGAUUUCGAGGUAGCCGAGAAACCGGAAGACAGCAACGCGGUCCCGGAACCUGUUCAAGUCGAGAAAACCUUGCUGGACGAUGACAGCGAUCUUCCGGAUAUCCCUGUAGAUCUGACCAAGCUUCCGGCCGUGCUACCCAGACCAGCCAGUCCUGCCGUCCUCGGGGACAACGCUAUCGCGGAGAACGAACCGGCCAACGGGCCCUUGGACAUCUCGGAAUUCGAAGUCCUGAAAGAGAAGACCAUCUUAGAGGAGAUACCCGUGUUGGACGAAGAGUUCGAUCUAAACGCGGAACCCGAAGUACCGGUACAUCUCGAGGAGGCCGAGGAUCCGUUCGGAAGCAAAGAACCGGAGACGGUCGACUUCCAGGCGGAGAUAAUCGAGGUUAGCUUCGAGACAGCCACCUUCGUCGACGAGGAGGAUCCCUUCGAUACCACGUUCGCCGAAAAUAUUCUUCCUGGAAAGACAGAGUUGAAGUUGAUCGAGAAGAACUUGGAAGAGUUACCUGUGUCGGAGGUGACGAUAUCCUUAACCGAUCCCGCUGGUCUGAACAGAGACUACGAGACCGGUUUGUUGAAGGAAGAGAAUGGGAUACAGCUUACCGGUUUGCAGGGGAAGAAAGAUCUUUUAGGAGGAUCGACGACCGAUCUUAGCCAGCUCGCGGACGAACCCAUCGCGCCGGUGGAAGACAUCAGUUACGUGGAUCCGUUCGACACUUCGGCCGUGAAAGAGAUUCCACCUGGAAAGACGGAACUGAAGUUUCUGGAGAAAGAACUGCUCGGCGAACAGGAGCUUACCGCAUCGCUGGAGGACGACGAUUUUGACCCGAGAAAAGACGAGCAACCGGUCGCUCCGAUCGCUCCGGUCCAACCAGCUCCACCGAGACCUUCUGUCCCACCCGCGCCGAUUAAACCAACGUUCAAAGUCGAAUUUAACGACGACGAACCGAGCGAGGAGAACGCGGCAGAGUCUGGUAAUCGCGGACGAAGGACAUCCAGACCGGAAGUCCUCGAAUUAGCUCCGACCAAGGCGGUCGCCUUCGAACUACCGACACCGUCUAAGCGUCCCGAUCUCCUUGCCACCAGCGAAGAAGAGAAAGCGUUGCCCUCGAAACCUCUCACUCCCUAUUACUCGCAAAAGUCGAUCGAAGAAGUUUUACCGAUCGAGGAAGAGGAAGUCGACGUGGAUCCGUUUGACACGAGCUUCGUGGCCAAAGUAGCUCCCGGGAAAACCGAGUUGAAGUUGAUAGAGUCGGAGUUGUUGAAACAGGAGACCAGAUUGCCUCACAGUUUAAGCGACCACGAUUUCGAUCCCAGAGCCGAGAGUGAACCGACGAGGAGGCAAAGCGAUUUCACAGCUAGCUCCAUCAGACCGGGUAACCUGAAGAUUGCCGAACUACCGAGAUCGAAAGAAAGCUUGUUGGACGCGGAGAUCGAGGUGGAUGCUAAGCCACUGACCCCUCGGAUCGAGUCCCAACCUAUCGAGGAAGAAGCGAUCUCUUACGCGGACCCGUUCGACACCUCCAUCGCUACGAAUAUCCUUCCUGGGAAGGCAGAGUUGAAGAUCCUAGAGAGCGAACUGCAGCAGAUACCCGAGGAGAUCCCCGUGCGGCCAGCAACGAUCGCUUUGGCGGCGAUCGUCAAGAGCACCGUUCCAGAAAUCGACGACUUCGACCCCAGGGCAGAGGAGAAAAACGAAUCUAAGGACUUUUUGUCUAUCGACGAUCAAGACCACGAAGCGAAAGUGUUGACUCCUGUACAGAACGAGAGCUUUAGUCUGGCCGAGGAGGUGGAUCCGUUCGAUACCAGUUUCGCUACCGUCGAACCGGGAAAGAUCGAGCUUAAACUGUUGGAGUCCGAGUUGAUGGAGAAGCCCGUUGCCAACAUGGAUUCGAAAGGAGGAAACCCCUUCCUGAUGGACGACUACGGAGCCGAGUCGAACGACGGCAUGACCGGACAGACCUCCAAUCCGUUUCUGCAGGAUUUCACGGAGACGGAGCCAACCGGUGGCAGCGAGAAUCCGUUCUUGAAUUUCGCCGGGGACCAGUCAUACCAGACGACGAUCGACUCGACGAAUCCUUUCGCCUCUUUCGCCGCGGACACCACCGCCGCGCCGACUACCGCCUUCGAAACGACCACCACCGAUACCUCGAACAUCAACAUAUUCUCCGACCAAUCAGCGAAUAUCUUCGUGACGACCAGCGAGUCCAGCACGAAUCUGUUCGAGGCAGCAGCCCCGUCGCAGGAAAUGUUCGGGCAACCUGCGGCUCCUGCGACUCCUGCAGCUGCGACAACAGCACCGGCUGCUCAAGCGAAAAAUGGGAAACCACCAUCCAGACCGCCACCACCGAGGCCUCAACCACCGGCACCACCUAAAAACACCAAGGAUCUGAUCUUAUCCGUGACAGGCGCGAUGGACGCUACUUCGAACCAUCUUCUGGAUAGACUGCAGGCAACGAGAACACCCAGUCCUACCUUGAUGCACUCUCCAUCGCCCACACCGGAGCACAGUUUCGCGGACCUUCUGGACGUCGACUCGAACGUUCCUGACUUGAUGUCCGACGAUAGCAAAAUGGUAGAACCUUCGAAGAAUCAAAAUAUCCUGGAUCUUUUCGACGCUCCCAACACGGACACGACCACUACCACGAUCUUCUCCACUCCUAUGACUACCGCGGACACUGGCAGUUUAGAUACCGGGACCACCGCCGUCACCAGUGCCGCCGUGCAAGAAAAUCCGUUCGCCAGCAGAACGGAACAGGAAACGUCCGACGAUCAGGAGGAUGCGUUUAAAUCGGAUUAUCCGGAUGCGGUGUCCGUAACCAGCGAAAAAAGGCCUUCGGUCGCUUCCACGACAGAUGCACUGUGGACCGAACCUGGAUCCAAGACUGCUCUCGACUUAGAUUUCACCGGAGAAGGCGAAGCGGUCGGGGAAAGUCAGCCGUCGACGACGGCGUUACCGACGACGACCACGACCACGACCACGGAAUCCACGUUCUUCUCGUUGGCGGAGACGACCUCUGCUGGUUCGUUCUCGACCGCUCCGAUCCAACCGACUACCACGCAACAACCAUUGUUCGACACUACGAACAUUGCGGCGGAUCUACUCGGUGAUUUCGGUGAAUCAACCAAGGACAUCGACGUAACGGCGACCAGUCCGAUCCCUGGCGCCGAGUUUCCCAUCGGCGAAGCUUACAAACCCGAGGAGCAACUGGACAACUUCGCAGCUACCACGAAAGCUAUCGAGAAUACCAGCGACGCCUUCGACAUCUUCGCGUCAAAGUUUGACAAGGCUGCAGAAUCUGAAAGCAACGCCGGUGAUCCGUUCUUGGACGCGUUCGGAGGUGGACCCACUGCAAUGGACACGUCCAGUGACGUCUGGGGAGACUCGUCCGCGGCUGGCUCGGAAACGGCGGUUACCGGUUUCGGAGAAGCCGAUGGCUUCGACUCCUUCUUGAGCAUGACCGCCCCUCCGGCGGAACCGAAGGUGAAGAGAACCGAAUCCGCGGAAUCGGACGAGGGUCCAGAUUUCAGCGUGUUCAUCAAGCCAAAAGAAGACGAACAAACAACCGCGAACGGCGAAGGCGGAGUGGUACCCGCGUUGGCCCCACCACCCAAGAGUCCUCAGAACACGGCUUAUACGGACACAUCGCCACGAUUUAAUCCUUUCGAUAAGUUUGGAUCAGCGCAAGACGCCAUUCCCGCUACGGAAACGGCCCAGCCGGCGGAACUGACCAGAACAGAUUCUCAAGAAACUCCACCGACACCUCUGUUCGACGAAGACGUUAGUCAGCCUUUGGAAGACUUCCCGAGAGUUACGUACACCGGCGACGGCUGGGACAUGCAUCUGCGUCAACCGAACAAGAAGAAGAUAACCGGGCAACGAUUCUGGAAGAAGAUCUUCGUCAAGCUGGUUUAUCAAGGCGAUACUCCGGUGCUGCAAUUGUUGAACAGUAGGGACGACAAAGAUCCUUUCCAGGAGUUACCUCUGCUCCCUUCUUAUUCACUGUCCGACAUAGGAGCGCAACAGUUCAAUAACUUUGUCAAGUUAUUCACGGUGAAAUUGCAGUAUAUUUUCUACAAGGAACGACCCGGCGUUCGACCUGGUCAGGUGACCAAGGCGGAGAGACUCACUAACAAGCUAAGUCAAUUCGCUGCUUAUGCCAUUCAAGGUGAUUAUCAGGGGGUAAAAGAGUUUGGAAGCGAUUUGAGGAAGUUGGGUCUUCCAGUUGAACAUGCCCCGCAGAUUUCUCAGCUAUUCAAGUUAGGCUCGGACAGUUACGAGGACAUGAAGCAGUUCUCCAGUGCAGUCGAGGAGGCUUUAUUCAGACUAUCGGCUCAUAGAGACAGGGCGUUGCAUUAUAAGAUGGAAGAGGUGCAAAUAACGGUGGUGGACGAACUGUACGUGGAACAGAGCGCAGAAGGGCACGUGGAGAAACAGAUAGCUCGUGUUCGACUGUUCUUUCUCGGCUUCCUUUCCGGCAUGCCUGACGUUGAGCUAGGAAUAAACGACAUGUGGCGUCAGGGUAAAGAAGUGGUUGGUAGACACGAUAUUAUUCCGGUCGUAACCGAAGAGUGGAUUCGUCUCGAGAACGUAGAGUUCCAUUCUUGUGUGCAGCAGGACGAGUACGAAAAGUCUAGAAUCAUUAAGUUUAAGCCACCCGAUGCAUGUUAUAUCGAACUCAUGAGGUUUCGCGUGAGACCGCCUAAAAACAGAGAGCUUCCACUUCAGCUUAAAGCCGUACUGUGCGUUACAGGUAACAAGGUAGAGUUGAAGGCGGACAUCCUCGUGCCUGGGUUCGCGUCGAGAAAAUUAGGCCAGGUGCCCUGCGAGGACGUAAUGGUCUGUUUUCCCAUUCCAAAUUGCUGGAUGUAUCUGUUCAGGGUUGAGAAGCACUUCAGAUACGGAUCCGUAAAGUCAGCCCACAGGAGGACAGGAAAGAUCAAGGGUAUAGAAAGAUUCCUUGGAGCGGUAGACACAUUAGAGCCACAGUUGAUGGAGGUUACCUCGGGCCAGGCUAAAUACGAGAGUCAACAUCGUGGUAUCGUUUGGAGGAUGCCCAGGUUACCGAAAGAAGGCCAAGGAGCAUACACGACGCAUCAACUGAUCUGUCGCAUGUCUCUCGCAUCCUACGACCUAAUCCAUGAAAAGCUUCCUGACUAUUGCUACGUAGAGUUCACGAUGCCCGCGACUCAAGUGUCUCACACCACCGCGAGAAGCGUGAGUUUUCAAAACAGCGACAGCGACGCUCCGCCGGAGAAGUACGUUAGAAACCUAUCCCGGCACGAGUACAGAGUGAAAAUCGAACACACGCAAGGCGAAGGACCAUCGGCAUACGUGGCAGCGACGUUCACGAGGAAGAUCCCGGAGACAACAACGGAGACACCGGGUGAAGCCUCGGACGCGGGUGGCGAGUCCGAUUCGGAUGACUCCGAUUAAUUUCCGGAAUCUGUAUGUAAGGUAACGGGUUAAGAUGUUACAAUACUAAGAUAACGAGUCUCGUAAAAGGAUAAAGACAGAUUGCUUGCUGACACUAAGGUGUGCGUGUGUGUGUAUACACUGAAAGAAAGAAAACGAUGCCUGUGACUCGACGCACGUGGCGUUUCGCGGGUCACGAACCGUCGAAAUGGAUCGUACGCGGAAGAAGAAUUAUGUCAGAUAUUUAGAUUUUCCGUAGCUUCGAACACGCAUGAUCGUGUUGCGCGUUCAUAGCUGUGCCAAGCGAGAGUGACAUUUCAAUCGCGCAUGCACGGAGGAGAGCCCUCUGCCAGGAGGGGAACAUUUUCUCCCACCACUUCAUCUUCCUCUCUUUAGGAUACAUAGCAUGCAAUUUUAGACCUAUCAACAGACUUUAACGUCGGUGUCGAAUAUAUUUGUAGCUGUAUCGUACGGAUAACAAUUACCAUAGCCUCUUACGCUUCUAGCCCUCGUACGUGUCGGCAAGUCUCGCCUUCAGCUUUCAGUCUUGCUUGGCAGAACUAUAGAUAUACUAUAUACGUAUGAAUAUCGCCUCGUGAUCCCCGAAACGUUCGUCGCCGUGUGUUGUUCGUGUUAACAAUUAACGAGAGAUAUACGUACGAAACGAGUAAUUUAUAAGGGAGGACAAUACUGAUUUUACGUUCAGUCUAGCUUGAUAAGUAGUUAUACGCACUCGCAGCGAAAAGCUUUGCUCUGCGGGCAACAUGUUUCAAAGACGGAUAUACAAUAAACGGUUCCUUCUUACUUUCUUCGGAUUCACGAUGUUUCAGAGUCCUACAAUCGUUUCAGUUUCACCCGAAUUAUUUUUAAAUCGCUUUGUUGCUCUAAGCUAUCCGAAUGUUAAACAGUAUACAAUGUAGAUAUUUAUCGUUUCUUCUGUAGAGUUCUAUACGACGCUAACUAGGCUUUAACAAAGUGUACGGAGGUUUUUUAGACACACCGCGUAUCGCAACAGCACGACGAUCGGGGGACAACAGUUGUUAAUUAAACGGAUUCGUUAAAAAUUCGAAGGAUCGUAACCGCAUACCGUAUCGUUUUAAGCUUGCAGAUGAUCUAUAUCUAAUGUUAUCUAGUCAUUUUUAACGGUUAAUUUAUCGAGAUUAAUCGACGGUUAUUAAACGCGUAAGUAGACGAUAAUCAAAGGUUGCCUGUUUCGCGAAUGCAUGCCGAUGGGGACACGCAAGGAAGACACAGCGAUAUCAGUUUGUUCGAGCGCUUUUCGAAUCGACGUAAUACAUAAGAUUCCAUAAGAUAUCGAGAACAUAGCGGCAACGUUAGCUAAUUCGAAAUUCCCGCGCUUAGAUUAAGUGAAACGAGUCUGUAUUUAUCUAUAGGAUAAGAUAAGAUGAUUCUAUAAGGACAAACAACCUAGACACGUAAGUUUCCGUUAAGGUUUUUUCGAUUUUUUGUUUGACGUUUUAUCUCCUCCAUAGGAGAACAGAAGAGUCUAUUCUAGUCCUUAGCUCGUAAGAAGAUCGUAUGACGUUUCAGGUUCACGCCGGUCAUACGUUAACGCUAAGUCUAUUUAAGUUAGAAACUAAAUCGAUCGAGUCAACGACGUUCGAUAACGUCGGCCAAUAUGCCAACCGAAAUGAUAGAUUAUUCAAAUUAGGGCUAUCGAUUAACACUGUCGAUUACCGAUUGUUGUUCUGAUCCGUGUCAAUGCGAAUAUACAUAGAUCGACUAGUUGAAAUCUUUGAACGCGCGUUUUUCGGAAACGUGCUUGGUCAAACGAUCCAUCGAAUCGUGUCAGACAAUACAACUUAGUUGCACCGGUGAAUGUAAUCUCUCGGUAGAAGAAGUAUCACACGAAACGCUGUAUCAUAUGAAAAAUAUUGUAUUCCGUUCUUUGAAACAGCGCAAAACUUUUCGAUCCGCGGCACGAUGGUCUGUUUGCGUUGGUACAUUAAACAAAUCCCGGGAGGACUUUACUCGCGAAAAGUUCCAUUCGGGAUAUGACGUUUCCAGCUCGUGAUCUCAAUUACGUGUAAUAUCGCGUUAUCGCGCGAUAUCCAAGGCGGCGUUUCUGUAUCUAAAAAGGGAAGAUUCAUUUAAACACACGAUGCAUGUAUAGGUAUCUUAGGAAAGGUAUUUAAGUUAGAGGUUAUACGCGUUACCAACAAGCCUACCGAUGUUUCUUCGGAUACGAUCGAAACCGUGCGACUGUGCGAGAAAGCAAGAAAGCUAACAAUAAAAACUUACUCGUUGUAAAAUCGUUUUGCCAAUUUAACAAAUUUCUGUUCUGUACACGUAAUCGAACUUGUAGAAUCGCCUCUCACUCUCACUUAUUAUACCGUACCGUAGCAUCGUUUCUGAUUCAUUCGGGAUUAUGUUUUAUAAAUGACCAUUACCAUUUUAAAUGUUAAAAAGUGGAUCGUCUAGAUCUCGAAGAAAUUUACCUCGUCAAUUUUCAAGCCAUCAGUUUAGUUCGAACGCCGUGAAGUCGCUUUCGAUACGAUGUUACCGAAGUUAGAAGAGUCGGUAAAGUAGAUAUUAACAUUUACGACCUCCAUUUGUUGCUCCUAUAGAUAUAUCAUCCCUGCCUUUGCGACAAUUUAUUCCUUUACAAGCAUAUAAUUAUUAUCAAGCUGUGUAGCCGUUAGAUAUUAUCCUGUUAACUGAAAUCUGUAACGAUUAAUUG
This is a messenger RNA of Megachile rotundata (alfalfa leafcutting bee), 10136 nucleotides long. RefSeq lists its product as uncharacterized. The record is from RefSeq and is a predicted model, not a curated record. Lineage: Eukaryota; Metazoa; Arthropoda; Insecta; Hymenoptera; Megachilidae. Gene Ontology annotation, cellular component: clathrin adaptor complex. Gene Ontology annotation, biological process: endocytosis; intracellular protein transport.